Messenger RNA from Centruroides sculpturatus (bark scorpion), 2576 nucleotides. Its product is annotated as trichohyalin-like. The transcript has 4 exons. The record is from RefSeq and is a predicted model, not a curated record. Lineage: Eukaryota; Metazoa; Arthropoda; Arachnida; Scorpiones; Buthidae. The coding region runs from base 32 to 808 and encodes 258 amino acids.
CGCAAUGACUCAUGGGAUAUAUUGAUGAAAAAUGGCGGAACCGUAUAUCGACGCGGGUUACCUGCGUAGAGUCGUGUCUCCUAUCAUAAGAAACAAUAGGAAAGUUCCAAUGCGAUUUUCCUGUUGUCAUGACAUACUUCUAUUGAAGGAAGUGGUGGCUGUAAAUCCUUAUUCGUAUGAAAAUCCUAAAACUGCUUGGAUAAAUAUAUCAGAAAAUUUACAAAUGCAUUACACAGUCGACGGUAGAAGAUGCCGGGAAAGGACAAAUUUACUUCUACAGUAUUACGAGAAUGAUGAAGUCAGUUUGAGAAGAUCCGGAACAGAAGAGGAAUUUAAUGAACGUAAUCAACUUCUACAAAAAGUAAGAGAAUUAAGAUACGAGGCUCAGAUAGCGACCGAGAAGAAAUCGACGCAGCCGGCCGUUGCCAGGCUGCAAGUCGCGGAUGCGGCCGUGGUGUCUUUAAGACCGUCGUCUCCCGACUUUCCGUCCGACGAAGAUACAAAUUUCCCGAGAAAAAGAAAACAAAACUUUCUUGUCUCGUACUUACAAAGCAAGCAAGACCGACAGUUUCGGUUGAGACAAGAAGAAUUGGAUUUAAAGAAAGAAGAACUGCAGGUAGAGUUGAAAAGACUGAAACUGGAACAAGAAAAAUUAGAUUUGGAAAAAGAAAAAUUUAAUUUAGAGAGGAAAGAAAGAGAAUCAAGAUAUGAACUAGAGAGAAAAGAGAGAGAAACCAGACUGAAGCAGGACGGAGAGGAAAAAAGAUUGUUGUUAGAAUUACUCAUGAAAACUUUGAAUAAAGACUAAAUUUUUAUAAAAUUGUAAAAAGAAUUUUUAUUUUGUGUCGGACUUCGAACUCAAAUGUGAGUUAUAAAUAAACACUUGGCUUUAUUUCCAACACUUUUUAGUUUUAUUUAUUUAUUGAUUACAUUCUAAGUAUUUGUCCAAUUUGGGGGUAAACAAUUAAAAUAAUCUGGUGUUGCACUACCGUAUAAGCAAGUGUGACACUCUGUAAGUAGUGCACCAUCUAUAUAAAGUUUACCAACAGGCUGAAGAAACAAUUUAAAAUUAUUUUUAAAAUCUAGAAAAGCAAAUAUUUGAAUUAUUUUCCCAAAUACCCAUUCCACACGCUCUCUUACUGAAUUCAUUCUUGAAUUAAAUACUUGUUGCCCAGGUGUUAAACUAGCACCUCGGAAUGGUGUAAUGAGGUGUUGACGCAAAGGAUAACCAGAAUCUCCGUGUAAAACAAAUUGGAUCCUGGUCUAGGAGCAAGGAAUUGCAGACAAAUGCUCUAACAAAUUAGAUUCUUUUAACAUUCUGCUGUUGUGACGUCUUCCUUCUAAUGGUCCAAAUAAAUUAGCAAUCGUACCGUCCGGUGUAACCACUGAUUAAAAUUUCAAACAGUGUGUAUGUUUAUGGCCACUGAAUACCCUUUGAUGUUUUAUUGGUAGACAAAUAGGAUGUGCCGUUCCGUCUAUGAACCCCCAACAAUUUGUCAAAGGAGCACCUUUUGCUGUUAUUACAUGGCUAAAUAAUUUUAAUUGAGGUACAUUAAGGUGUUGUGUUUUUUUGAUUUAAAUAAUUAAUUUUUCUCUUGUUCUAUUUUGUUGAUAUUCAAUAACAAUUUGGAAUGGCUGUUGUAAAUGAAAUUUAGUAUUUCAUGUACAAAUUGUGAAAGUUCACUUUUUGUUCUCACCAAUAAAACAGAAAUAUCAUCAAGUCUAUUAGGAUAAACUAUCCUUUGUAAAAAAAAAAUACAUAAUGCAUCAAAUCCAAGUGAGCGUGAUCCCUUUUUACAAAUAAUUACAAAUGAAAGGCAUAAAGCAGAAUGGAGGUGAAACAAAUUGUCUCUUGAAAAUCUUAAAUUUAUAAAAUUUUAUAAGUUUUAUUCCUUUUUUUUUUCAUUUCUACUUUAAUUUAAUCACUUACUGAAAAUGAAACAAGCAAUCAGAAUCUGUCAUUUCAUUUAAAUUCACAGGUAUAGCUUUAGUGAUAUAAUGAAAUGGCUCGUUCAUCACUUUCAUACUCAUCCAACAAGACUAAUACCUCAUCAGUAGUCUACAAAUAAAAUUUUAAUUAAAUGCUUACUCACAAAAAAAAAAUAAAAGUGAACACAGCCUUGGAAUUCUGUGCUCACUUCACAUCACUUUAGAAAAUAUUGAAUAAUUAUAAUCAUUAUUUUUUACAACAUUAUUCAUGGAUGCUUAAAUAAUUCUUAUUUUAAUAGAAUAUGUCAUAAUUUCAACCCCAAACACAAAAAAAUGAAGUUUGAGCCGAACUUCUACUCAUCAUGCUUGACGUUUGACAUUCACAUUUUAGAGAUUAAAAUUUGGUUGCAACCUCUAUUGUCUAUGUGGAUUUUUGAGUGGUAUUUAUAGCAUAUCAAUUUAUUCAUAUAAGCCUACUUAUUAAUCAUGUGAAUAAGCUAUCAGAAAAUAUUUGCAGAACAUUUUUAAGUAAGUUCUUCAAUGUCAGAGGCAUCCAUGAACUUUUGUACAUGUAAUUAAUAGCUUACAUUUAAAUUUUUAGUAAAAUUAUUUUUCGGGAUAAAAUCAAAAUUAAUUGGAUCAAUCUU